AUGCGUCUCUUCAACGCAACAACCCACAAUUUGACCGACUUCCUCGGCGAGACUAUCCCCCCCUACGCCAUCCUCUCCCACCGCUGGCAAGACGACGAGGUCAUCUUCCAGGUUAUCCUUUCCGGGGCUGCACCAACCAAAAAAGGCUACGAGAAAAUUACACAAUGCUGCGCCCAGGCCCUCCGCGAUAAUCUGGGCUAUAUCUGGGUCGACACCUUCUGCAUCGACAAGACCAGCAGCGCUGAGUUAUCCGAGGCGCUGAACUCGAUGUACGAGUGGUACCAGAAUGCAGAGGUGUGCUAUGCCUAUCUGUGCGAUGUCGCUGAGGAUACGGUUGAAGUAUCGUCCGGAGGAAGCGGGCGCGGAGGCUUUAAUGACAGCGUGUGGUUCACGCGCGGCUGGACGCUGCAAGAACUCCUGGCGCCUACACGAGUGGAAUUCUUCAAUGCGGAUUGGCGACCCCUCGGAUCUAAGGCCAAACUAAAGGGGAUCAUUUCUUCUAUCACCGGAAUCCAAGAGGAGGUGCUCGACGGGACGCUCCUACCACAAGAGCUGAGUAUCGCGCAGCGCAUGUCCUGGGCGUCGGAGCGGGUGACGACCAAGGUGGAGGAUAUGGCGUAUAGCCUGCUGGGGUUAUUCGAGAUCAACAUGCCGAUGCUGUACGGGGAGGGGAAGCGGGCGUUUAUCCGGCUGCAGGAGGAGAUUAUGAGGCAGUCGGAUGACCAGACGCUGUUUGCGUGGAAGAGUUCGAAUUCGAGCGCCGAUGAUAGCUACCGUGGUCUGCUGGCGCAAUCGCCGGCUGACUUUAAAGCGAGCGGCGAGUUCGUGCAGUCGCAGCAGAGGUUCAAUCGCAGUCCGUUCGCAGUGACUAAUAUGGGGAUCAGCAUCGAGCUGGCUGUUGUGCACUGGACCAUGGACGUGUACCUCGCGGCACUGGACUGCGAGACGCAGAGCAGGAAGAAACGGGUGGGGAUCUUCCUCGCCCCGUUACCGCAGGACAACCAGUAUGCGAGGGUAAUGUGCGCGGGGGAAGAUCUGCCAGACUUUCCGGCAGACAUGAAGUCCGAAUAUCGCAAGGUCUACGUGAGACAGAGGGUUGCAGGGACGUCGAAGCCCCCGGGGCGCAUGUACGGAUUCUGGCUGCGCCAGUUCCCCCCGGUUUGGAAGGGCCCGCACUCCGAAUUCGAGGUAACGGCGUACCAUCCCUGGGACGAAACGGAGCGCAAGCUCUGCAUUCCUCCGGGGAAACGAGGGACUGCGGGAAUUAUCAGGUACUCCAUGCGAGAGGACUACGUCGUGAACCUGCGCGUCGGAUUUGACGCCAUGCUCAACCCCGUUGUCCAGUUUGGUGGGUCUCUCAUGACCGACGCGCGGUUGAAAGCCCGCGAUCCCAAUGCCUUUGAGGUGCAGAUGGCAGAUGACUGGAUGGAUGAACGGAGGGCAUGCGUCUACAUCGGAGACAGGAACUACGGACUCAAUCUGAACGACGGAAUAAUCAGGAUCCUGGUCCUGGAGGAGGUCGUCAAAGGACAGCGGAUGUGGGUUGUCUAUAUUGCAAAGCCGGAAAAUGGAGCCUGGCACAAGGACUGUGUCUGCGACGGAUGCCGGCUUACGGUGUUUGGGACUCGAUAUCGAUGCAAGUUCUGUCCUGGAUUUGACUACUGUUCCGAUUGCUUCCAGAACGCGAGGCGCACGCAUCCGGGCCAUAGCUUUCAAGAGGACAAGCCUGUUUGGCAUGCUGCAGUGCACUGUGACUGGUGUAGCGAGGUGAGUCUCCUGCUUAUCUCCUUGUGCUUCGACUGA
Aspergillus pseudoviridinutans is the source of this 1803-nucleotide messenger RNA. RefSeq names its product HET domain protein. Bases 1 to 1803 code for a protein of 600 amino acids. NCBI's taxonomy places the organism in Eukaryota, Fungi, Ascomycota, Eurotiomycetes, Eurotiales, Aspergillaceae. Gene Ontology annotation, molecular function: zinc ion binding. The transcript has a single exon. The record is from RefSeq and is a predicted model, not a curated record.